AUGUUAUGCACGCUUGCAGCGUUUCCUAGCGUUGUCAAUGGUGGCCAAUUCAAGAAGCCGUCAUUUCGCUGGUCGGACAUAGAAUACGUCUACGCGUUCGGAGACUCUUACACGUUCGUGCAAGGCACUCUGGGACAUGCCAAUUUUAGCUUCAUAGGCGACGCGUUCAACCUGCCGUUCACCCCGAAGCAACUCUUGUCGAAUCAAAUCAUCCCCAAGAACACGAGUUCCGAUGGUUCGAAUUGGAUCGAGUUCCUGACUGGCUGUCUCGGUGGUCACCCGUCAUCCUGCCGGAGGCAGCUAUGGGACUUCGCCUUCGCCGGUUCUGACAUUGACGCGAAUCUGCUGCCUCUGCACCACAACUUCACGGUUCCCCUCGUGGACCAAGUGAAGCAAUUCGUCACCUACGCCAAGGACGUCAUUCCCCAUCCGGCCAAAAAGACGCUCACUGCUUGGUGGAUUGGCAUCAACGACACCGGGGAUAGCUCCAACAAUGCCAGUAUUACUGACUGGAACGCGUUCUGGGACGCAGAGAUGACGUCCUACUUCAACGCCGUGCAAUCCGCCUUUGACAACGGCCUCCGAGGCGCGCAUUUGUUCAUCAAUGUUCCACCUGAAGAACGCAACCCCGCGUCCCUCGGCAAGAACAACACGGCGUACACUGCUCACAUUCAACAAUACAACUCCCUUCUGGCAGACUACGUGGCCAACUUCGCGAAGAAAAAUCCGUCUGACAAUGUCCUCACGUUCGACGCGCAUACUUGGUUUAACAAGAUCCUCGAUGACGCGUCCGCAUACGGGUUUACUAACACUACAGGAUUUUGCGAGUGCAAGGACUCGUCGUACUUCUGGUUCAACACCGGACAUCCCACCGAACACGUCCAUCGCCUACUCGCCCAAGCAAUUGAGCAGCACCUUGAGGCGGCCUCCAUAAAACGCACUAGUCUAUCCGUGUAA
This is a messenger RNA of Punctularia strigosozonata HHB-11173 SS5, 957 nucleotides long. RefSeq lists its product as uncharacterized. Gene Ontology annotation, molecular function: hydrolase activity, acting on ester bonds. The transcript is spliced from 9 exons. The record is from RefSeq and is a predicted model, not a curated record. Bases 1 to 957 code for a protein of 318 amino acids. NCBI's taxonomy places the organism in Eukaryota, Fungi, Basidiomycota, Agaricomycetes, Corticiales, Punctulariaceae.